Symbiodinium sp. CCMP2456 is the source of this 1260-nucleotide messenger RNA. Lineage: Eukaryota; Dinophyceae; Suessiales; Symbiodiniaceae. The record is from the annotation of a GenBank genome assembly.
AUGGAAGAGGAUGGAGAGGUUUGCCGAGGAGCUGAAAGAGAUGCAACGGGCCGCACGCGAGCGCCGCCUGGCUCUCGCAGAGCGCAGCCGCAGCCAACAAGCCGCCCUCAGACCGCGCUGCCACGGUCGGAGGCCCGGCAGGCUCGGGCCUCCUCGGUGACGAAGAGCUGCGAGCAGUUCUCGGUGAGAUCGAAGAAAAUUGGGGCCGCUGCGUGGGUUUGUACAUUCACGGGUCCACGAUUUUCUCCAACAAGGAGCCGAAAGACUUGGAUUUGCUCGCAAUUGUGGACGAAGCCAAGAAGGUCAUCACUUCGGGGUCGAAGGAGGCCCAGUUUAUCCGCGGACGCUGCGAAGUCUCGGUCUACGAACGCCGGUGACUUCUGGCUGAGCAGGCUGGAGGCGAUGGACCUGACCAUGCUGACUUGCAUCUCAACGCCGAAGCGGUUUGUCUUACUUGAGAUCGACGAUCCCCGUGUGCGAAACUUGACGCUUCCGCUGGACAUCCUCGAGGAGUCGGUGGCCUCGUAUGCAGAGUACACCUGGCUGAAGGCUCAUCGGAGGAUGGAUGGCAAAGGAAAGGACCUCUACUCAGCUGCGAAGAACUGCUACUUUGCUUUUCGGAUCCUGUGCUUCGGCCAGCAGCUCAUCCAGAAUGGACGUAUCCCCGACCUUACAGCUGCCAAUCCGAAGUACGAAGUGAUCCAGUCGGUCUUCGAUGCACUCUCGGUGGAGCCGGGCGAAUGGGAUGUGGUCGAAGCGAUCUUUGGCCGGCUCUUCAGAGCCGAGUUGGCGAGUUUCACCGGGAAGAUCGUUGCCGCCCGAGACGGCGACGAGGCCGAGGCGGAGGUCCCAGAGGAAAAACCGGAAGCGGUCUGUGCCUGCGCUCUCUGUGAUGGCAAGGCACCGCCCCUGCGAUGGCCGGAGGCUUGGCGCGCGGCGGCGCUGGAUCGGCUUCCACGCUGCACCGUCUCAGGCUUGCGCCGAUUGAGGGGCUUCCAGACGAGCACUGCUGGAGCCUGCCGAGUUCGCAAGGCUCGGUGGCUGCUGGAGCACACGGUGCAGAUGGCCAAUUGUCAGCAUUGCUUUCAUCUGCUCUGCAUUGUGAAAGCCCUCCGAAGCAGGGCGUGGCCGAAGAAAGGCGGCGGCUGCCCUCUCUGCCAGAGGAAUCUGAGGACUGAAGUCGACAAGCCGAGGGCCUUCAAGCUGUGGGGCGCCGCCACGGCCGCGAGGCCAGCUGACGAGACGGCGCCUGAGGCUUGA